UCAGAACUAAAGGAGGUUUGCUGCUGUCACUUUUCACAGUUCUGUCAGAACGGAUGUGCGUCCCAGGUCCUCACUGCUCUGGUGAGCCCAGAGUGUUCCUGGGGGUGUAGUUAAGUGAGGAUGUGGUUUGAAUUCUAUCAUUCUCAUGCCCCACUGGGAUGAUGGGAGUUUGCUACUCUGCAAUUGGUCUGUGUGGGCUUAGGUUAGUUUCUGUUUAAGUAUCAAAAGUCUGCAGGGGUGUGCAAAGACCUCGCACAAUAUUGAUCUACAAGUGCUAAUCAUGGCUGCACAAGUACAAGCCUUUUGUCUGGUCCCUCUUCUCCUGGCUGGCUUCGUGCAGACAAACCCCAAUCCAGAGAAGAUGAAGAUGGAUUGCGACAAAGGCGUGGAAGGCACCAUCUUUGAUUAUGAGGCCUUCACUCUGGAUGGAACGGAAAAGAUCCGGUUCAGGCAGUAUGCAGGAAAGUAUGUCCUCUUCAUCAACGUGGCCACCUACUGCGCUCUGACAGACCAGUAUCCUGAACUGAAUGCACUUCAGGAUGAACUGAAACCUUUCGGCCUAGUUGUAUUGGGCUUUCCAUGCAACCAAUUUGGAAAGCAAGAACCAGGACAGAACUCGGAGAUUCUUCCUGCGCUCAAGUACGUCCGUCCAGGCAGAGGAUUUGUUCCAAAUUUCCAGCUAUUUGAGAAAGGGGAUGUGAAUGGGAGAAAUGAACAGAGCAUCUUCACCUUCUUGAAGCACUCCUGUCCUCAUCCGUCUGGGACAUUAGGCUUAUUAAAACAUAUCUCCUGGGAACCCAUAAAAGUCCACGACAUCCGGUGGAACUUUGAGAAGUUCCUGGUGGGGCCUGACGGAGUCCCUGUUAUGCGCUGGUUCCACCUGGCUGAAGUCAGCACGGUCAAGUCAGACAUCCUGGCGUACCUGAAGCAAUCCAAGCCCACAGAGGACGCUGGAGCUGAAGGCAGCUGAGC
This is a messenger RNA of Ochotona princeps (American pika), 972 nucleotides long. It is a transcript of the gene GPX5, whose product is annotated as glutathione peroxidase 5. Lineage: Eukaryota; Metazoa; Chordata; Mammalia; Lagomorpha; Ochotonidae. The coding region runs from base 281 to 970 and encodes 229 amino acids. Gene Ontology annotation, molecular function: glutathione peroxidase activity. The transcript has 5 exons. Gene Ontology annotation, biological process: response to oxidative stress. The record is from RefSeq and is a predicted model, not a curated record.